Messenger RNA from Rhizophagus irregularis DAOM 181602=DAOM 197198, 762 nucleotides. RefSeq lists its product as uncharacterized. Gene Ontology annotation, cellular component: SMN complex; nucleus. Gene Ontology annotation, biological process: spliceosomal complex assembly; spliceosomal snRNP assembly. NCBI's taxonomy places the organism in Eukaryota, Fungi, Glomeromycota, Glomeromycetes, Glomerales, Glomeraceae. The record is from RefSeq and is a predicted model, not a curated record.
AAAAACUAUUUCGGGGUCAAAAAUUUUAAGGGUACUAACUUUAUUCGUACAAAGCACAACAAAACUUUUUUCACUUUGGUCAUACAAAUAUGUCGACAUAUAAUUUGACACUUGGACAAAUUGAAGAAUCUUUGGGGAAAUUAUGCACAAUUAAACUGAAAAAUAAUGAAAAAGAUCUGAAAGGAUAUUUAUAUAAUAUAGAUCCUGUGACUUUAACAAUAUUUUUAUUACAAAUUGAAAAUGAUUUUAAUAAAAAUGAAUUACCAUCUCGAUAUAAAAUUUUGGUUGUCAUGAAUUAUGCUAUAUCAGAGUUUAAAGUGAAUAAUGAGGAGAAUGGAAUAUCAAGACAUAUAUUAGACAACGUAGUUAAUCAAAGAAUUGAAGAUUUUAAAAAUGAAUCAGAAAAAAUGCAACAAAGAAAAAAAGAUUUGAUUUUAUUAUUUGAAUCGAAUCGAAUUCAAAUAACCUACACAAAUGAUGACCCUGUUGUACAUAUUUUAGAUAGAGCACAUAUAUCACCACCUUAUGUCAUUUCUUCUAUUGAAUGUAAUAAUGAAAUUAUUCUGCAAAGAGUAAAAGAAAUGAUGGUACAAUUACCAAUUUAAUAAAUUCUAGCUCAACAAUGGUUUCCAGAACUGCUCCUUAAGUAAGUAACAAAUUAAAUUAAUAACUUCAGUAUAUUUUUACAGAACUCCUAAAAUAUAUAUACAACUCAGAUUUUUUUAUACACUUAAUUUUUAUAUAAAAUAUAUAAAAUAAAAA